GACGUGAUAAUUCAGUACCAGGCUAGCGGCUGCAGGGUGCGGAGGGACAUCAAAACUGCACAGGCAUCGUUACCAAGGCCCUGUAUGACUGCAGCAAGACAUCCCUACUUCUGAACAUAGACUCCUGUGUGACAACUUAAUCUCCUAGCAACUGAAGAAGAUCAGUGGUCAAGAUGGCAGAGGUGCUCCAAAUGAAAGCAAGCUUCCCCGGUAAGGUCAACCUUCCAGCUGGUGCAGAGGUCAAGGAUAAGGACCAGGCCUUGCCCUACUCUGUGGAAACGCCCUACGGUUUCCACCUGGACCUGGACUUUGUGAAGUACGUGGACGAUAUCGAGAAGGGGAACACGAUCAAGAAGGUUCACAUCCACCGGAAACCGAGAGGCUGUAGCUACACGGGGUCCUGGUGGACGUCCACUGAGUCUCUCUGCUCCAAUGCCAGCGCUGACAGCCGACGCUCCUCAGUCUCGUACUGCGGUCGGAGCAUGUACACCCCAUCCUGUGGCUUUUCAGGGAGCUACAACAGGCCGCCGCCCCUGAUGUCCGGCAAUUACAACGCCAGGGUGGAAAAGACCCUCCUGGAGACCAAGAGGCGGCUGGAGGAGGAGCCCCUGGCGUGCAGAGAGGGCCGGAGGCCCCGUUAUUCCAGCUUGAGCAGCCUGCACAGCAGUGUGGCAGGCUCCACCAGCUCCCUGGCUGGGACAGGCCUGCAGAGCCACUCGGCCUCCAGACUCGCCUCCUACAACGGCUCCCAGAGCGCACCCUGUGGCCAGUUCACUCCGCUGAGCUCGGGCCUGGCUACUCCCUCCACUCCGAACCCAACCCACUUACACAACAUCCGGGAGCAGAUGGCGGCUGCCCUGCGGAGGUUGCGGGAGCUGGAGGACCAGGUGAAGAUAGUCCCUGUUCUCCAGGUGAAGAUCUCUGUUCUUCAAGAAGAGAAGAGGCAACUCAGUGUCCAGCUGAAGAGUCAGAAAUUCCUUGGCCACAGCAUGGGCUUUGGGCCACAGAGAGCAGAGAGUGAGCCCGGCAAAUCCAAAGGGGAGCUGUACAUUGACCUACCCGAAGAGGUUGGCCGCCAAGGCAAAGCUAAAUUGCCCGCCUCUCCUACGCUGCAAAAACCACCACAGGAUAACUUCGGGAAUCUCAAACAUGACGCUCCAAAGCAAAGGAAAGACGUCGGGCCAGGCCUGGAUGAGAGCCCGAGGGGCAAAGUGACCAAUGGAAACCUGGCUGAGGUCAGGAGUGUGGGUGUUUGGGUGCAAGAGAAGGACCUGGGAAUCUCCCCUUCGUCCCUGCAGCUGGAGGUGGAGCAUUAUCGUCACGUGACUGAGUUGCUGACCAAAAAGAUCGCGAUGUUGGAGAAGCGGCUGCGGGAAGCCUCCAGGGAAUUGGAGGCUUCUCACCAGACCAUUGGUGGCCAGAAGAAGGAGAUGGCGGAGAAGGGGCAGCAGGUGGACAUCGGCGCAAUGGCUGGCACUGGAGGACCUGACCCGAGUUGGCCAAAGCAACCGCCAGACCAAUCCAGGGCCUGGACGGCUGCAUCCGAGGCAGCUCCCCAAUCUCCCCAACCCCUUGAGGGCAGAGCUGGCAAGAGGGGAGAUAUUGCCUCAGCUGGUGGCAGGACGGAGCGGUUCACUAAGGUGGCACCGCAGAGGUCAGUGGGCAUGCAGGUCAGCCAUUUUGGAUACCCUCCUAGUGAGCAGGCCAGCAAGGAUUUGAUCCAGAACAGGAAAGAACCAGAAAUCAGCCAGCUGCAGGGGACCCCAAAGGAAACGCCGCAUUCCACAACCCAGGCGGUGCCAAGCAGUGGCCAGCCCCUCCCUGGCCAGACAUUGCUGCCCCCGAAUAAGCCAUGCAGUGGGGCGAGGGGUGCAGCGGAGGCAGCAGUGGCUGAGCAGAGAGUGGGGCCCACCUCUGACCCACCCUUUAAGGAAGUCACGGCCAAGGUAGUGACCUGUACAAUUGUCACAACAUUGGCAGCCACAUGCGAGGAAGUGAACUCUGUGAUGACCACUGCACAGAGUGCGAAGCAGGUGAAGACAGGACCAAGCGGGGCACAGCUCCGGGAAGCUGUAGAGCAGCUCACUCAAGUUUCUCGAGAAGAGCCCAAAGAAGAUUCUGCUGCUCCAUCCAGAUGGCCACUAGAUGUCGCUGAGGCACCUGGUUUGUCCCCCAGCGUUUGUAGCUCUGUGGAAUUACCCAUCACACAGCUUGGCAGCUCAAAGCCAGCAGCAUCCCAGCACCAGCCCUUAGAGGUGGGCACUGUGGCACUGGUGAGACAGGAAGAUUCUGGCUUGUCUGAGGAUGAUUCAAAAAGGCCAGGUUCUCCACAGGGAGCACAACUAAAAUCCAUCAUGAAAAAGGAGAGAGGAGCAAGUCCUGAAAGCCCUCCGGCAAAGAAGAGCCUUCAGUUUAUUGGGGUGAAUGGAGGAUAUGAGUCAACAUCUUCUGAAGAAUCUAGUUCUGAAAGUUCCUCCAGUGAGUCAGAUAAUGAGAGCACGGAGAGUGAUUAUCACGAGGCCAGUGAGAGACUCCCAGGAGAGCAGACAGAGAAAGCAGAAAGCAAAGUGAAGGAAACAGAGAGCACGCAGACACCAACCAGAACUGUGCAGGAAACUGAAGUGGCGCAGGUGCCACCAGAGACAGUGGAGGAGACUCAGAGCAAGAGGACUGUGGCACAGGCUGUGCAGGCAGCAGUGGAGAGUGUGCAGGAAACUCUGACAAAGGGGACUCCAGCAGAGAGUCUGCGGGAAGGCAGGAAUGUGCCAACUCCAGCACAGCACACAGCAAGAUUGGAAAAGGAGGAGAAGGUUCGGUUUAUAGGGAGUAAGGAGAAUGUGAAUGAGAUGGAGCGGAGAAUGGAAGGAAAACCACAGGGAACAGUCAAGGAAGGAGAGGGUGACCCGACAAAGGUCACUCAUCAUGAAAUAACAAGUUCAAAGCAGGAAGCAAACACCAGCACGUUUGAGCUGACUGAGGGCCUGGUGUCAGCCUGCGUGACCCUGCAGAAACAUCUGAACGAUCCUGACAAGUUCACAAACAAAGACGUGAGAGUGAGCUAUCUCACGGUUCAGCAGGAGUGGCUUUUGGUGUCCAGCCCGAAGACAGCAGAUCCCGAGGUGGCACGUCGGUACCUGGCAGUGUUUAAGGCGAUGUCACCGAAUUUACUGGAAUUGAUAGUCAACAUGGCUGAUAGCAAUGGGAACACAGCUCUCCACUACACAGUCUCUCAUUCCAACUUCCCCAUCGUCAGGCUGCUGUUGGACACAGGCGCCUGUAAUUUGGAUAAGCAGAACAAGGCUGGUUACACUGCCAUCAUGCUGGCCUCGCUCGCUGCCCUACAGUCGGCGGACGACAUGCAGAUCGUGAUGCAGCUCUUCCGCCUCGGCAACGUCAAUGCUAAGGCGAGCCAGGCGGGCCAGACGGCCCUGAUGUUGGCGGUCAGCCACGGCCGGGUGGAGAUGGUGAAGGCCCUGUUGGCAUGCGGGGCGGACGUCGGUAUCCAGGACGACGACGGGUCGACAGCGUUGAUGUGCGCCUGCGAGCACGGCCACGCGGAGAUCGUCAGGCUCCUGUUGCAGAUGCCGGGCUGUGAUGUGACCCUGGCGGACAAUGAUGGCAGCACGGCCCUCUCUAUCGCAGCAGAAACUGGACAGAAGGAGAUUUCUGCCCUUCUCUGCAAUCAUCUGGAUCGCAGCAAAGAUCUGAGCCCUAGUCCGGCUCCACCUACCCAGUCACAGACCAUGGCUUCCCCCUCACCAUCUAAAACCCAGCAGUAGGCCCAAGUGCCAUUGUCCAUUCAGCUCCUUGUGCUGUCCAAUGCGGAUGUUCAACAUGAUGGACCUUCAACAGACUGAGGGCAUCUUAGCCCAACACUGGCGCAGUCAGGGGUACCUCAUUCUGCUUGAUACACUGGGCCCCAAUUAUGUUCAGCACUGACAGAGCCUGUCACCGUGGGAAUGAACCUUCAGAGGACUGGACGUGAAAGUGCGAGGUCUGAGGGAAUGGAAGUCAAAGUCCUCGGCCUCUUCCCACAGUGAGAAACCUGCUGCUUUGAUCUGCACAACUAAUCACAAUCCGUCCGUCAGCUUUUUAUAUCAAGGAAAUGUACAGAUGUUGUAAGAGACAGUCAGCCUAUUGUGGCUUCAGUUUGAUUCUGAUCGUCACUGGCACCCUCCCUUCAUCUUUAGCUUGGUUAGCACCAACCACACAUCGUAUCCAACUCAAGGAGCUCCCCUUACCAUUCAUAUACACAGACAGACACACGCACACGGAUACAUACAUACAUACACACACAGACAUAUGCAGACACAAACACAUACAUACAUACACACAGACAGACACAUACCUACACGGCAGACACAGAUACACACAUACAUAUAUACACAGACACGGAUACACACAUACAUAUAUACACAGACACGGAUACACUCAAACAUAUAUACACAGACAUGGAUUCACGUAUAUAUAUACACAGACACGGAUACACUCAAACAUAUAUACGCAGACAUGGAUACACGUACAUAUAUACACAGACACGGAUACACUCAAACAUAUAUACACAGACACGGAUACACUCAAACAUAUAUAGACAGACACGGAUACACUCAAACAUAUAUACACAGACACGGAUACACUCAAACAUAUAUAGACAGACACGGAUACACUCAAACAUAUAUACACAGACACGGAUACACUCAAACAUAUAUACACAGACAUGGAUACACGUACAUAUAUACACAGACACGGAUACACUCAAACAUAUAUACACAGACACGGAUACACUCAAACAUAUAUAGACAGACACAGAUACACUCAAACAUAUAUAGACAGACACGGAUACACUCAAACAUAUAUACACAGACACGGAUACACUCAAACAUAUAUAGACAGACACGGAUACACUCAAACAUAUAUACACAGACACGGAUACACUCAAACAUAUAUACACAGACAUGGAUACACGUACAUAUAUACACAGACACGGAUACACUCAAACAUAUAUACACAGACACGGAUACACUCAAACAUAUAUACACAGACACGGAUACACUCAUAUAUACACAGACACGGAUACACACAAACAUAUAUACACAGACAUGGAUACACUCAUAUAUACACAGACACGGAUACACACAAACAUAUAUACACAGACAUGGAUACACGUACAUAUAUACACAGACACGGAUACACUCAAACAUAUAUACACAGACACGGAUACACUCAAACAUAUAUACACAGACACGGAUACACUCAAACAUAUAUAGACAGACACGGAUACACUCAAACAUAUAUACACAGACACGGAUACACGUACAUAUAUACACAGACACGGAUACACUCAAACAUAUAUACACAGACACGGAUACACUCAAACAUAUAUAGACAGACACGGAUACACUCAAACAUAUAUAGACAGACACGGAUACACUCAAACAUAUAUACACAGACAUGGAUACAC
Stegostoma tigrinum is the source of this 5461-nucleotide messenger RNA. It is a transcript of the gene kank2, whose product is annotated as KN motif and ankyrin repeat domains 2. NCBI's taxonomy places the organism in Eukaryota, Metazoa, Chordata, Chondrichthyes, Orectolobiformes, Stegostomatidae. The transcript has 13 exons. The record is from RefSeq and is a predicted model, not a curated record. The coding region runs from base 174 to 3779 and encodes 1201 amino acids. Gene Ontology annotation, cellular component: cytoplasm. Gene Ontology annotation, molecular function: protein binding. Gene Ontology annotation, biological process: negative regulation of cell population proliferation; negative regulation of G1/S transition of mitotic cell cycle; negative regulation of transcription by RNA polymerase II.